Messenger RNA from Phanerochaete carnosa HHB-10118-sp, 1179 nucleotides. RefSeq lists its product as uncharacterized. Gene Ontology annotation, molecular function: NAD+ kinase activity. The transcript has 8 exons. Gene Ontology annotation, biological process: NADP+ biosynthetic process; NAD+ metabolic process. Lineage: Eukaryota; Fungi; Basidiomycota; Agaricomycetes; Polyporales; Phanerochaetaceae. The coding region runs from base 1 to 1179 and encodes 392 amino acids. The record is from RefSeq and is a predicted model, not a curated record.
AUGUUCAGAGCGGUUCAUGCAGUGCCGAAGCGUCCCGCCUUGCGAGUACGCUUUCCACUAUCCUCGAGUGUCUGCGGUGCGACCAUCCGCCUUCUACGGAACCAAUCAACCCGCCAUAUCUUCCAAAGCACCAAUGUCUUGAAGAGACAUAAGAGCACACUUGCCUCGUCAGGCGUUGCCUCCGCGUAUGUCAUACAACCGUGUAGACCAGGCCAAUAUAGAAUCCCACCCAAGUCCAUUAUCAUCGUGAAUAAACUUCGCACAAAACCGGUUGUGGACGCUAUUGAGGCAUUACUCAGUUACAUGCGCGAAAAGCAUCCCGACGUGCGGGUAUACCAUGAAGAUAGGACAGAUAGACCCGAAGGCACGGAGAUUUGGCACCCUGGUCCUCAGGCUGAACCAAUUGACUUGAUAGUCACACUCGGUGGUGAUGGUACCAUAUUGCAUGCAGCGUCGCUCUUCAAAGUUGGUGCUGUACCACCCGUCCUCAGUUUUUCUAUGGGCACUCUAGGCUUCCUCCUGCCUUUCCACAUCGACGAUUUCGGGAAGGCUAUUGAGACUGCAUUUGAAGGCAAAGCGACCGUUCUCCAUCGUAUGCGUCUCAACUGUACGUUCCAAAACAAGGACGGACAUGACAUGAAGGAUGUCAUGAACGAAGUCGCACUUCACCGAGGCGCAAGCCCGCAUCUGAACACCAUCGAUAUCUUCGUAGAUGGGCAACACCUUACUGAGGCGGUGUCAGAUGGCAUAAUCGUGUCGACGCCUACCGGAUCUACUGCGUAUUCGCUCUCGGCCGGAGGGCCUAUUGUCCAUCCUUCGUUGAGUGCACUGGUCCUGACACCAAUCUGCCCGCGCAGUCUUUCAUUCCGUCCCCUGGUUUUCCCCUCAUCCUCAUCUAUCACCCUUCGGCUUUCUGAGCGCAGCCGCGCAGAGGCAGGUUUGUCUAUGGAUGGCCAGGCCUCUCACGUGCUGAAGCCUGGGGAGGCGAUCACGGUACAGGCGUCAUUAUAUCCCGUGCCGUGCAUCAACCGUUCGUCCAUAGCUGAGCCAGACGACAACCGAGAUGGCGAGGGCGCAGGUCCCGGGAAGGAGGAUGACUGGGUUCGUGAUAUCAACAACCUCUUGCAGUACAACGCGACAUUCCGGAGCAAGGCGCUGCUUCGGCAUAGUCGGACGUGA